Messenger RNA from Stomoxys calcitrans (stable fly), 884 nucleotides. Its product is annotated as peritrophin-44. The transcript is spliced from 2 exons. Gene Ontology annotation, cellular component: extracellular region. NCBI's taxonomy places the organism in Eukaryota, Metazoa, Arthropoda, Insecta, Diptera, Muscidae. Gene Ontology annotation, molecular function: chitin binding. The coding region runs from base 5 to 862 and encodes 285 amino acids. The record is from RefSeq and is a predicted model, not a curated record.
AAAAAUGUGUUACCAUUUACCCAAAAUAUUUAAGGCUAUUAUCAUUAUAGCCAUUAUUGCGCCGCCAAGUUCUUCGAAAACUCUGGAAUACUCCGAAUGUCUUGGCAUCACAGAGCUCGAUACAUUUGUGUCCAGCAAACGUAGUUGCUCCAAAUAUAUUUAUUGCAAUGGCGAAUCUUCAUUUGAAGGUGAAUGCUUGGGUGGCAAUUUUUUCAAUGAGGCUCAAGGUAUUUGUGAUGAUCCCGAAAAUGUGCAGUGCGACAUUGUGGAGGGCGACGGAGUUGUCAGUAUUUUCGACGAGACAUUCCAAAAAUCCGAGGGUGAUAAAAAUGUCGAAUCUUUGGAGGGGGAUUCAAUUGAAGGAGAUGAUACUGGCUUCGGGGGCACGGUGGAAGUGUCAAGUGAAUUGGAAGAGAACAUAAUUCACUUAUCAAAUGCCCCCAAAUGUGACAAGGCUAAUCGAGGUAUACGUCAUAUUCCUCAUCAGGAUUCAUGUGCUGCCUUCUUUACAUGCUACAAUGGCAUAGCCAUACCUAUGCUGUGUCCCAAAAAUUCAUAUUUUAAUUCGGAAACGGAAAUAUGUGAUCAUAAAAUGCCAAACAAGUGUAAGUUGCCAUAUUCGAUACGUUUGAAUUGCCGCAAAGGUGUCUACGAUUACAUGCCCCAUCCGCAGCGCUGCGAGUACUAUCAUUACUGUUUGAAUGGUUUCCUCAUGAUAAUGCGCUGUCCCUACGAAUUCACAUGGAACUACGAACGACGCACGUGUGUCCAUAAAACUCUAUCGAAAUGCUAUACGGAAUCAUCUGCCUUAUCCCAGCAACCCAUCAUCUAUCGCAGUCAUAUCGAAAGUGACAAGAGUUGAACUGGCGGUGUUUGUGACCAUA